This is a messenger RNA of Pseudomassariella vexata, 959 nucleotides long. Its product is annotated as beta-lactamase-like protein. The coding region runs from base 39 to 959 and encodes 306 amino acids. The record is from RefSeq and is a predicted model, not a curated record. Lineage: Eukaryota; Fungi; Ascomycota; Sordariomycetes; Amphisphaeriales; Pseudomassariaceae. The transcript has 2 exons.
GUCUGUCCAGGUCCCGAAAUUUGCUGUCUGUUGCUAUCAUGGCCGAAGCAAGAGAGGGCGGUCCACUUGCCACUUUUCAGAUCCUCAACCCCUAUCCGGACAUCUACGCCUACUAUGACGGCCGUACCGGGGAACGAUUCCACUCGGACCGACCCAAUUGGCUCGAUGACGGCGCAUUUGCUCUCGGCGUAGCAACAUACUCCAUUAUCAGCGGCACCGAAGCGCUCAUCUACGACGCUCACAUCACCACCACCCAUGCGGCCGCUAUGCAGCGCCACAUCCAAGGCCUGGGCGUCACCAAGACAACCAUACUAUACAGCCACUUCCACGCCGACCAUAUCGCUGGUGCUCCAGCUUUGAGAAAUACCAAUUCCACUUUCAUCUGCCAACGCAUCACAGCCAGCAAACUUGACGAGACUAAAGACGAACUCGCUGAGGACGAUCCUCCCAUCCCGGACGUCGUGAUCCCAACUACGCUUUACUCGGACCAGCUGGACCUUAAGAUAGGCGACUUGACUGUUGAGCUGCACAACUUCAACAUUCAUACUCGCGAUGGGACCGUCCUAUGGCUUCCAUCCCAGCGCCUCCUCUUCGCGGGUGACACCCUCGAGGAUACAGCAACGUAUAUCUCGGAAGCGGAAAACUUGCCAACCCACCUGAACGAGUUGCGGCGUAUGGCGGAUCAGUUCCCUGAAUCUAAGAUUCUACCUGCCCAUGGGAGUCCCGAGCGCAUCGCAGCAGGCGGGUAUGGGACGUCGCUUAUUCAAGCAACGAUACGGUAUAUUGAAGUGAUGACGGAACCGAUAGAGAGGCCCAAGGCGUGGGAGCAGAUGUUGGAAAAGGUUGUGGAGGAGGAUGUGGAAAGGGGGGACUUGAUUUAUUUUGAAGAAUAUGAGAGAGUGCAUAGGGAUAAUAUGGAGGUGAUACGGGAGGCUCGGCGGGAGGCUGCUCAGGUUUGA